CACACGCUUCGGCAUAGAGCGCGAGACCGCAGGCGGGGCAGCGGCGGAAAGGCACUAAAAAGGAAAAAAGGGAGGGGCUGUUCUCCCGGCAAAAAAAAAGGGACCGGCAAAAAGUAGGCCACGCGCAAGAAAGCUCCGAUUGGCUUUAAAGGAGGGAAAAGGUUCAGUUACUCCAAAAGGCUUCAUCUUCCAAGCCUUUCGUUGCUCCUUGGAGGAAAACCCGAGGAGACCAUGGACCACCUCGCCUCCUUCAGCAACGACCCUUUCGACAAGCCGCCGUGCCGAGGCUGUUCUUCGUACCUUGCGGAGCCCUACAUAAAAUGCGCAGAGUGCGGACCGCCUCCGUUCUUUCUGUGUUUGCAGUGUUUCACAAGAGGAUUUGAAUACAAGAAGCACCAGAGCGAUCACACCUAUGAAAUAAUGACCUCCAACUUCCCCGUCCUUGAUCCGACUUGGACGGCUCAAGAAGAAAUGGCCCUCCUAGAAGCCGUGAUGGACUGUGGCUUCGGAAACUGGCAAGAUGUCGCCAACCAGAUGAGCACCAGGACGAAAGAGGAGUGUGAAAAGCAUUACAUGAAACACUUCAUCAACAACCCCCUUUUUGCCUCCUCAUUGCUGAACCUGAAGCAGGCGGAAGAGAACCACCAUGCCGACACGGCCAUUCCCUUUUACUCUUCUGAAGAUCCUCCACGACCGACCUUUGAUUCCUUGCUCUCCAGGGAUAUGGCUGGAUACAUGCCAGCCAGGGCAGACUUCAUUGAGGAGUUUGACAAUUACGCCGAAUGGGAUUUAAGGGAUAUAGAUUUUGUGGAGGACGACUCAGACCUUUUACACGCUUUGAAGAUCGCAGUUGUAGACAUCUAUCAUUCUAGGCUGAAGGAAAGGCAACGGAGGAAAAGGAUUGUAAGAGACCAUGGACUGAUCAAUCUCCGAAAAUUCCAGAUCCUAGAGAGAAGAUACCCAAAAGAGGUUCAAGAUCUCUAUGAGACAAUGAGGCACUUUGCAAGGAUACUGGGACCGACGGAGCAUGACAAAUUCAUAGAAAGUCACGCAUAUUCUGCUUUCGGUUUGAUGAGAUUCCCAGUCCACUAUCAACAACAUCAAAGCCGUUUCCGUGUUUCAUUCCAGCUGGAUUCGCGGCAAAGGGAGUGGCAGUUUCUGCAUAGCUCUGGAUUUAAUAAUCUCCACGUUUCCUUCUUAGUGGAGUUUGAGCUGCGGAGAGAAAUCAAAAGGCUACAGGAAUACAGGACAGCCGGCAUCACCAACUUCUGCAGCGCGAGAGCGUACGACCGGCUCAAGAAAACGCGCGAGGAGGAGCGGCUGAAGCGCACCAUGCUCUCCGAAGUCCUGCUGUACAUCCAGGACAGCAACGCCUGCCAGCAGUGGCUCAGCCGACAAGCCGAUCUUGAUUCUGGUCUGAGUCCCUCCAUGCCAGUUUCGUCCAAUUCAGGCAGGAGAAGCGCCCCACCAUUGAACCUCACUGGCCUCCCUGGGACGGAAAAACUCAACGACGAAGAGAAAGAGUUGUGCCAGGUUGUUCGGCUGGUUCCCGGCGCCUACUUAGAGUACAAGGCGGCUUUGGUCAAUGAGUGCCAGAAGCAAGGAGGCCUAAGGCUGGCCCAGGCGCGCGCCCUGAUCAAGAUCGACGUGAACAAAACCAGAAAGAUCUACGACUUCCUCCUCCGAGAAGGAUACAUCACCAAAGCGUAACGGAGGAACGGUGGCGGUGGCCUUCGGGGACUUCUUGGGCAGAGCCCUUUCGAAUCUAAAGACUUGGACUUCCAUUUGAAACGGUCGUCUCGGAAAAUGGUCCUCGUACCGUUUCCUUUUCUUUAUCUUCCCCCCUUCCGAAAAGCGCUCUCCUUUAUAAUAACGUUGGCAUGACAAGAAAGAGAGAUGUGGGACGUGUAAUCGAUUAUUAAAACCUGAGUGGGCA
Sceloporus undulatus (fence lizard) is the source of this 1936-nucleotide messenger RNA. It is a transcript of the gene TADA2A, whose product is annotated as transcriptional adaptor 2A. The record is from RefSeq and is a predicted model, not a curated record. Lineage: Eukaryota; Metazoa; Chordata; Lepidosauria; Squamata; Phrynosomatidae. Gene Ontology annotation, cellular component: nucleus; SAGA-type complex. The transcript has 17 exons. Gene Ontology annotation, molecular function: chromatin binding; protein binding; zinc ion binding. Bases 232 to 1710 code for a protein of 492 amino acids. Gene Ontology annotation, biological process: chromatin remodeling; regulation of transcription by RNA polymerase II.